This is a messenger RNA of Limulus polyphemus (Atlantic horseshoe crab), 2344 nucleotides long. RefSeq names its product copine-3-like. The transcript is spliced from 16 exons. The record is from RefSeq and is a predicted model, not a curated record. Gene Ontology annotation, molecular function: calcium-dependent phospholipid binding. Gene Ontology annotation, cellular component: plasma membrane. The coding region runs from base 70 to 1767 and encodes 565 amino acids. NCBI's taxonomy places the organism in Eukaryota, Metazoa, Arthropoda, Merostomata, Xiphosura, Limulidae. Gene Ontology annotation, biological process: cellular response to calcium ion.
ACUGUUAGUAUUGUGCACUUAGUUACUAGAUUAGGCUUGUUUCUUCAUCAAGAAAAGAACUAGGACAGUAUGGCAGCAGGAUACUGUGAUCUUUCUCAAAGAUACUCAGGUUUAAACAUUGGUCCUCCUGAAACACCAUGUUUGACUAAAGUUGAAAUUAGAGUUCAGUGUCAUCAUCUACAAAACCGAGAUCUAAUGUCUAAAUCCGAUCCAAUGGUUGUUUUGUUCAUGCAGGAAGGAGAAAAAUGGGUUCAGAAGGGACGUACUGAAAAUGUGAAGAACAGUUUGGAUCCAGAAUUUAGUAAAACAUUUGAUUUGGACUAUUUCUUUGAAGAAGUACAGAACCUUCGAUUUGAAGUGUUUGAUAUUGAUAAUUCUACUCCUGAACUUUCAGACGACGAUUUUCUUGGUGUAAUUAAUUGUACCUUAGGACAGGUUGUAGCUUCAAGUCCUUUUACCAAAGCUCUUCUCUCGAGAUCAGGAAACAGACUGGGAAAAAGUACAAUAACAGUUACUGCUGAAGAGGUAGACACUUUUAGCAAAGAUGUGCUUGUUCUAUCUUUUAGAGCUGAAAAUCUUGAUAAAAAGGAUUUUCUUGGGAAGUCGGAUCCUUUUCUGGAAAUUAAAAGACAGUUACCUGAUGGUAGCUGGUUACUUGUUCAUCGUACAGAGGUGAUAAAACACACUCUAAAUCCUGUCUGGAAAAAGUUUGAUAUUGCAGCAAAAUCAUUUGGUGGAAAUAACCCAGAAAUUCCUAUGUUGCUAGUUUGUUAUGAUCAUGACGAUGAUGGAGGCCAUGACAUGAUUGGAGAGUGUAGAACAACAUUGGGACAAAUAAUGCAGGCACAGAAUCAACAAGUAUCGUGGCCAUGCAUCAACAUGAAGAAAAAACAGAAGAAAGGGAACUCGUAUACAAAUUCUGGAACAAUUAUACUUAGUUCCUGUCAAGUUACGAAAGACUACAGCUUCUUAGACUACAUCUUUGGUGGAACACAGAUUAACUUCACUGUUGCUGUUGACUUCACUGCCUCUAAUGGCGACCCACGAGACCCAAACUCCCUUCAUCACAUCGAUCCCAUUCAUCACAACGAAUAUAUGAAAGCAAUUUGGGCUGUUGGCAAUGUUAUACAAGAUUAUGAUAGCGAUAAAAUGUUUCCAGCUCUUGGUUUUGGUGCAAAGAUUCCUCCUAACUGGCAGGUUUCUCAUGAAUUUCCUCUGAAUUUCAACAUUAAUAACCCAUUUUGUUCAGGUGUGCAUGGACUUGUUGAAGCUUAUCGGAAUUGUCUUCCUCAAGUCAAGCUGUAUGGGCCAACCAAUAUAGCUCCUAUUAUAAAUCAUACUGCUUGUCUUACCCAGCAAACAAUGCAACAGCAAGCCCAGCAAACCAUGCAACAGCAGGUUCCUAAUAGCUACUUCAUUCUUCUGAUUUUGACUGAUGGAGUAAUCACCGAUAUGGAUGAGACUAGACAAGCCAUUGUUGCUGCCUCCCACUUACCCAUGUCAAUCAUAAUCAUUGGUGUUGGAAGAGCAGACUUUUCUGCAAUGAAUUUCUUGGAUGGUGAUGAUGGAGCAUUAAGGGCACCAGAUGGCCGACCUGUACUCAGGGAUAUUGUACAGUUUGUACCUUUUUACAAGUAUGAACAGGGUCCACCCAGUUUACUUGCUAAAGAAGUUCUUGCAGAGGUUCCAAGCCAGGUUGUUCAAUUUUACAAGAUGCUCGACAUUCCUCCAAAUCCACCACGGCAGAAAACACAGAUGUUGAACUGAAAGCACAGAAGUUGAUAAAAAUACCACAGAUUCUUUGCUGCUAAUUAGUGUUUCAACUUAAAAAUGUGAUGAUGCUUUUUUUUUCUAAUAACUUUUAUAAAAUGUUCUUAAAAAUUAUUGAAUCGACUUACUGACAGUUGUAACAGCCACAUUUAUAUUACUAGUAAACUUCAUAUUUUUAUAUUGAAUACUUCAUUAGCAUUUAUUAAUAUCUAAUGUUCGUUUUUAUACACAAUCCUUUUAAUGAACAUGUGGUUUAAUCAUAUUUAGUUAUUGUUCUGUAAUGUUUCAUUACAGUACUCAAAGAAAAAUGUAAUUAUUAUUCUGUGAAGUAUGACAGUGAUUCAUUGAAACUGUUGAUUAUUUCUUUACAGCUAUGCUACUUAAGCUUAAUCUCAGAAUUGUCUUUAUAUUUCACUUUUUGUCAUUUAUUAUAUGUUUGUAAAAUGCUAUAGAUGAAGUAUUUAAUAUGAACAUUCAGUUUAGCAGAAUGAAAGAUAUUUCAUAUUGUUUUUUACUUUACUAACCUUAGAUACUGACAUUUUUUAAGUCUUUUGUUAUAGCUUAACCUGCCCUA